UUGCGCGGACAGAGUUAACAUGGCGCGUGCGCUCAGCGUCUCGAAAAGGGCCGAAAACAAAAACAACAUCAGCGCCGGGCUUCAUGGCGAUUAAAUCGAACCGUCACCUCUAUUUAUGAUCGUUUUCAGAAUGUUCUACUGAUCUACCACACCUUUGCGAAUCCAGAAAUCUUCAACCCAGAGCCUUUUUGGGCUUUUCCUCAGUCUCAUCCGGAGAGAAGUGGAGUGGCAUGGAGGAUCACAAAAGCCCAGUGAAGGCGCUCAAACCUUCCCGUUCGAACACUGGCAAAGUGUCUUCCUCCAAACCCCAGAGGGAGAGCGCGAAAACCCCCAGCCGAAGCAAAGACGGAGUCCCGAGGGUGAAAGAAGAGGCGGCGGGCAGCAGAACGCGCACUGACAGCUCUCAGGAGCAGGCCAAGGGGAAAACCCGCAGGCUAACAGGCAGAACUAACUCUGGUGAAAGAGGCAAAGGGAAACCCUCGGCCACUGAAGCCCGUCAGCAAACACAAGAGAACAAAACAGCGGUCAGGAACAGCGGGCCGGUCAAAGAUGGAGGAGCAACAGCGGAGGAAAGCUCAACACACAACAAUAACAUCACCACCACUAAAGACAAGAUACCUGGUGUGGAGGCGGGCAGACAGCGGGUGGAGGAGGUGGUGGAGGUGCUGAAUCUGACCUCUGAUCAGCAGCUGGGACUCAAACAGGCGGAGGAGAGACUGCAGAGAGACUACAUACACAGGCUGCUUAAGCCAUCUCCGGAGUAUCCCAAUUUCCAGUAUCUAUGCAAACUGUGUUCAGUCCAUGUGGAAAACAUCCAGGGUGCUCACAAGCACAUUAAAGAGAAACGUCACAAGAAGAACAUCAUGGAGAAGCGGGAGGAGAACGAGUUGCGAGCGCUGCCUGCUCCCUCUCCAGCCCAGUUGAGGGCGUUGGACUCUGCAGUGCUGGAGGCGGCAGAACUGCAUGGCAUCUCAGAGGAAGACUUUGCAUUGAGGCAGACCGUGGUGCUCAGGAUGGAGGGAAUUAUACAAAAACAACUAGCAGCAUGUUCUCUCCGUCUGUACGGCUCCUGUCUCACCCGCUUCGCCUUCAAAACCAGCGACGUGAACAUUGACGUCUCUUACCCCUCCACUAUGACUCAGCCUGAUGUGCUGAUCCAGGUGCUGGAGAUCCUCAAGAACUGUGUUGAGUUUGCAGAGGUGGAGUCUGAUUUUCAUGCCAAAGUCCCUGUUGUUUUCUGCAGAGAUGAGGCCAGUGGGUUAAUGUGUAAAGUGAGCGCAGGAAAUGAUGUCGCGUGCCUCACCACCAAUCACCUCGCGGCUCUGUCCCGACUGGAGCCAAGGCUCGUUCCUCUGGUUCUGGCCUUCCGAUAUUGGGCGAAUCUGUGCCACAUCGACUGUCAAGCGGAAGGAGGAAUCCCAUCGUACUCUCUGUCUCUGAUGGUCAUCUUCUUCCUGCAGCAGAGAUACAAGCCCAUCUUGCCUGUUUAUUUAGGACACUGGAUUAAGGGCUUCGAGGUGAAGCGUGUGGAUGAAUUUCACCUGACCGGUGUGCAGUCUGAGGUGUUUGUGGGAUGGGAACACAGACCUGCUCCUGCAGGCGAAGGCAGAGGAGAUGGAAGAUCCAAACCUGAACCCAAAACACCCAUAGAAAAGAAAGAGAAGAAGCUCGAACAGACUACAGGAAAGUCUCGUCUGAAGCUGGAGGAACCAGUGAGCGCGUCUCUGGGUCAGCUGUGGCUGGAGCUCCUGCGCUUUUACACACUUGAGUUUGCUCUGGAGGAGCACAUAAUCAGCAUCCGUCUGAAGGAACUGCUGCCGCGGGAGCUGAAGAACUGGCCUCGCCGCAGACUCGCUAUAGAGGAUCCGUUUGCACUGAAGAGGAACGUGGCCCGCAGUCUGAACAGUCAGAUGGUGUUCGAGUACAUCCAGGAGCGUUUCCGCACGGCCUACAAGUACUUCGCCUGUCCUCAGAGCAGAAACAGACUGAACACCAGCCGUCGUUUACUGAGGAACAAACACAGACUCAAUGAAACCGCCCGAUCCGACAGCCUGGAGCGGAAAAAACGCGAUGAAGAGGACGGAGACAGCAGUGAUGAAGAUGAAGAGCGGGAUUUGGAGGAAGAGGAGAGCCUGAGAGGAGCGUUUACUGAUCUCCUGGUGGGGGACGGUGGGAUUGAUGGUGAAGGUGUUUCUCGGGAAAUGUCCAGAAACGUGUCUCCUUCUGUUCUGAACGGCCUGCUGAUGGACAGUGAGGAUGAUGAUGAGGAAGAGGAGAAAGACCAUGAGAUGGAGGAACAGGACAAUAUCGCUCCAGAAGACCUGCACUACAUCUUUGACAGGAUGAUCUUCACUGGAGGAAAGCCUCCAACAGUCGUGUGCAGCAUCUGCAAGCGGGACGGACACCUUAAAGACAAAUGUCCUGAGGACUUCAAGAAGAUUGAGCUGAAACCUCUGCCGCCCAUGACUGAGCUCUUCAGAGAAAUCCUGGACUGUCUCUGUGUUCUCUGCUACCGUGAGCUGUCACCGACUCUGAUCGAGCAGCAGAAGAGAGAGCAGAUUCUGGCCAGUCUGGAGCGCUUCAUUAGAAAAGAGUACAACGAUAAGGCCCAGCUGUGUCUGUUUGGUUCCUCUAAGAAUGGUUUUGGUUUUCGUGACAGUGAUCUGGACAUCUGUAUGACACUGGAGGGCCACGACACUGCAGAGAAGCUGAACUGUAAGGAGAUCAUUGAGGGCUUAGCUAAAGUGCUGAAGAAACACACAGGUUUAAGGAAUAUCUUGCCUAUCACAACUGCUAAAGUGCCUAUAGUGAAGUUUGAACAUAGACAGAGCGGACUGGAGGGAGACAUCAGCCUCUACAACACACUGGCCCAGCACAACACCCGGAUGCUGGCCACGUAUGCUGCUAUAGAUCCUCGCGUGCAGUAUCUGGGCUACACUAUGAAAGUAUUUGCCAAGCGCUGUGAUAUUGGCGAUGCCUCCAGAGGGAGUCUCUCUUCUUAUGCUUACAUCCUCAUGGUGCUGUAUUUCCUCCAGCAGAGACAACCACCAGUCAUCCCGGUCUUACAAGAGAUUUUUGAUGGAAACACGACUCCUCAGAGGAUGGUGGACGGCUGGAACGCUUUCUUCUUCGAUGACCUCGAUGAGUUGCGGCGGCGUCUCCCAGAGCUCCAUCAGAAUAGAGAGACAGUCGGGGAGCUUUGGCUGGGCCUGCUGCGCUUUUACACCGAAGAGUUUGAUUUUAAAGAGCACGUGAUCUCCAUCCGACAGCACAAGCGCCUCACCACCUUCGAGAAGCAGUGGACGUCCAAAUGCAUCGCAAUCGAAGAUCCCUUUGACUUGAAUCACAAUCUUGGUGCUGGUGUUUCUCGCAAAAUGACCAACUUCAUCAUGAAGGCCUUCAUCAACGGCAGGAAGCUUUUCGGCACCCCGUUUUACCCUCAGCCUGGAACAGAGGCCGAUUACUUCUUUGACUCAAAGGUGCUGACUGACGGUGAACUGGCUCCUAAUGACCGCUGCUGCCGGAUCUGUGGGAAGAUUGGUCACUACAUGAAGGACUGUCCCAAGAGACGCAGAAUGAAGAAGAAAGAGAACGAGCGUGAGGAGGAGGUCAGAGAGGAGGACCGCGAGCCCAGAGAAAGACGAUGUUUUCAAUGUGGUGACAUGGGACACGUCAGGCGGGACUGUCCCGACUAUAAACACCUCCGGCAGAGAGCAGCACCCGGACCUGUUCCUCAUAUGGUGCGGGCGAUGGCGAGCUCUCAGUCCAUCCCCAUUCCUCAAGCUGCUUCAGUCCAGGAGCGAGUUGGACGGAACAGGCAACCCUCUGAAUGUUCAGAUACGCGUCAGACUCCUCCAUAUUCUCCUCAAGCGUCUCCGUACAGCCAGACGUCCGUGUCUCCGCAGAACACCAAACCUUCGUCAUCAUCAUCCUCCUCCACCAAACCCUCCCAGCCACCACAGGUUCCCCAAGUGCAGCUGCCCCUCUUCAGCUUCCCUCACUCUCACCCGGGCCAGUAUCACGCGGGUCUGUCAGCACUGGGUCUCCUACCUGCUCAGCCGCCGCUUGCCUCGGGCUCCUGGCCCAUCCACGGCCCCCUCGUCCAGCCAACCGCCUCACAGCACUCCAAAUUCACCGUCCAGGGUGGAGGAGGUGGCAGUGGAGGAGGGCAGGCGGUCAAUCUGAAUGAUCCCAGUAUUAUUUUUGCUCAGCCGGCGGCGGCGGCAGGACGGGUGGCAGUGGGCAGAGAAAGAGGGCACCCUUGGCACAAUCACCAUCUGGGUCCAGGGCCACUAGUGGGUAAUGGCACCGUGAAUAAGACAGAUCCUAAUUUCCCAUCUCAGUUUGGUGGUGUGAAUCCGGGCUCUCGAUCCUGGGAUCACGGUGGUCCUGCUCAAUAUUCCCUUUCUCCAUCCUUCAUGCCCUACCGGCUGCCUCCAUACCUGCAGCAGCCCAACAAACCCUUCAUCUCACAAGGUUCUGUGGUGGCAAAUCAACAUUACCCUCUUAUUCAACAUGGUCGACAUGGCAAUCUCAACUACAUUCAGCAGAAGAAAUGACACUUUACUUUAUAAACCAAUGCCCAAGGUCCUUAGAGGAAAAAAAGACUAACUUUGCAUCGUUUGGUCAUUUGGAAACUUUUUAAAAUGAAUUUUAUCAUUUUUGUACAGUUUUUAAUGUGUUCUUUUCCUUUUAUUUCUGUGUGUAUCAUCACAAUGAUUUUGUGAUACAAAAUGUCAAAUAUUUUAAUACCCCUAUUUUUCGAGGGGUCCAAAAAAGUGUUUUUAUUUUACAUGUAAAAUAAGGAUUUAAAUUGUAUUCACUUUAUUUUUAUUAGCCGUAUUCCUAUUUUGCUUGCGUAAGGACAAAGGCUUUAGAUAGGAAAAUCCAACAUAACAACCUGAUAAGACAAUUAUGUAGUGCCAAAAAAAAACUUCCAUAUAGCAAACCAAGAAAACAGUCAAAAAAAGAGCAGAAAAAAACUAGAAAAGACCAAAAAAAAAAUAAAGAAAAAGCAAACCAA
This is a messenger RNA of Danio aesculapii, 5023 nucleotides long. RefSeq names its product terminal uridylyl transferase 4 (gene tut4). Bases 231 to 4559 code for a protein of 1442 amino acids. The transcript has 30 exons. Gene Ontology annotation, molecular function: zinc ion binding; RNA uridylyltransferase activity; nucleic acid binding. Lineage: Eukaryota; Metazoa; Chordata; Actinopteri; Cypriniformes; Danionidae. The record is from RefSeq and is a predicted model, not a curated record.